This is a messenger RNA of Punica granatum (pomegranate), 2415 nucleotides long. The record is from RefSeq and is a predicted model, not a curated record. NCBI's taxonomy places the organism in Eukaryota, Viridiplantae, Streptophyta, Magnoliopsida, Myrtales, Lythraceae.
GUCCUCAGAUCGAUCUCUCCCCGUCUCUCAUUGAAGAUUGCCGUGAUCUCCAUGGAAGAAGCUUCCUUUUCAAUCAUGGUUUCCUUUCCUUACAAUCAUUCACCCGCUUGAUUCAUCUCCCUCUCCCUCCCUCCACCUCCCCUCCCUCUCUCUCUCUCUCUCACCCUGCCUCUGCGGAGUCUUAUAAGUGUCCGCGAGCUCUUGUCUGGGAGGAAAAAUGGCAGCGAAAAUGGGGUCGCUGCGGGAGAAGCUGCUGUCCAUGAGAGGCGCCUCGGAGCUGAAUUUGAGCGACAUCGAGUCCCGAGAGGAUCAGACCGCCUUCCGCUGUUCCUACCGCUGCUUCUGCGACGCGAUCGUGAGCUGGUGGCGGGAAUUGCAGGAUGUGGCCUCCAAGGCCGUGGAGAUGGGGAGGUCCGACCCGAGGAAGAUCGUCUUCUCCGUGAAGAUGGGGCUCGCAUUGAUGCUCAUCUCGCUGCUUAUCUACUUGAAGGAGCCGCUCCGGGGGCUAAGCCGGUACUCCGUCUGGGCCAUCCUCACUGUCGUCGUCGUGUUCGAAUUCAGUAUAGGUGCUACUCUGAGCAAGGGAUUCAACCGUGGGAUUGGGACAUUAUCGGCCGGUGGGCUCGGUCUGGGCAUGGCACAGUUGUCCCAGUUAGCUGGAUCGUGGGAAGAGACAUUUAUCAUCAUCAGUAUCUUCCUCACAGGGUCCUUAAUAACUUACAUGAAACUGUACCCUACGAUGAAGCCUUAUGAAUACGGGUUCCGGGUGUUCUUGCUGACGUAUGUUAUAGUAAUGGUGUCGGGGAAUCGGACUGGGGAAUUUAUUCAAACCGCAGUCACCCGCUUCCUGCUUAUCGCUCUGGGAGCUGGUGUCGGCUUCGGAAUCAAUCUAUUGAUUUAUCCCAUUUGGGCUGGUGAGGAUUUGCAUAACUUAGUUGUGAAGAAUUUCAUGGGAGUUGCAACUUCGCUUGAAGGUUGUGUCAAUGGGUACCUCAACUGCAUCGAAUAUGAUAGGGUCCCGUCAAAAAUCUUGACUUACCAGGCCUAUGAUGACCCCUUUUACAAUGGCUACCGAGCAGCUGUCGAGUCAACAAGCCAAGAGGAUACUCUGUUCGGAUUCGCUGUUUGGGAGCCACCACAUGGUCCAUACAGGGGAUUCAGGUAUCCAUGGAAGAACUACGUCAAAGUAAGCGGGGCUUUGCGGCAUUGUGCUUUCAUGGUCAUGGCAUUGCAUGGCUGUAUACUUUCAGAAAUACAGGCUCCUCCAGAGAAGAGAGAGAUCAUCUUCAAUGAGCUGCGUAGGGUAGGUGCUGAGGGAGCUAAAGUGCUGCGCGAACUUGGGAGUAAAGUGAAAAGAAUGGAGAAAUUAGGUCCAGUAGACAUACUAGAUGAAGUGCAUGAGGCUGCAGAAGAGUUGCAGAACAAAAUCGACCGUAAGUCCUACAUUCUGGUCAACUCGGAGAGCUGGGAAAUCGGGAACCGGCCAAAGGACCAGGAAGGACAGCACCAAGACUUAAUUAACUUUGAUGAUGACGAAAAGAGGGUUUUGGAGUACAAGUCCUGCAGCGAAGCGAUACUAGAUCUUCGAUUUAUUCCUCCUAACGGAAACUGGGAUUCUGCAAAACCAAGUCCUGUGGCCACCCCAUUGCCUCCUGAACUUUCCUCGGAUGGCUUCUUCAGGAAGCAGAUUUCUUGGCCUACCGGUGUCUCGUUUGUUGAUGGUAAUGUGGUGGAGUCGUCGAAAACUUACGAGAGUGCCAGCGCCUUGUCCUUGGCAACAUUUGCAUCUCUUCUCAUUGAGUUUGUCGCAAGACUUCAGAAUCUCGUGGAUGAGUUUGAGGAGUUGAGCUUGAAAGCAAAGUUUAAGGAACCAAACAAUGAGCAAACCGCAGAGCACAUCGGGAUCUUGAAUAGACUGCGUAAGAUCAUUAACUUCUGACAGUCGAGUCACGGCGAGCUAAUUGGAGUGCUUUUGUGGACCAUGAUUCAUAACAAGAGAUCUGAUAAGCCAGUUGUCGAUGUUCAGCAUUCUUAAUUCCGAUCACAAACUCGUGGUUCAGAUUUGUGAACGUUCAUCGGAACUGACUGAUGUGAUAUGGGGGGUGCCUGCUGGACUGCAACUGCAAGUCGGGCAUUGACCGGAUUGAUCAGAAACUUAUCAUCGAAUGGAGAUAGCAAGGAGGAAGAAUUGAAGGUUGUAAUUAUAAUGUUAUCUCUACCAAUCACAACGUCGAUAUAUCCUAGUCAUGGUAGAUUCUAGGGCCAAUAAAGGUUGGAAGAACACAAUGUUUUCCAUCCGAUCUGCGUGACAAACUCGACUCAAUUAGAAACAUUCUUUUGAUCCACGUAAUUCGGGAAUGACUCUUCGAGAGGCUCCUCCAUUUGACAAUGAAUGAUCAGUAACAUCUUUAUCUA